GAUGCAUAUGAAAGCACCAGAAAGGAAACAGGUAACAUAUACUCUGGUUCUGAAUAAAAUAGUGAAGUACUUUUCUUUUGGGAAUGUGCUGGGCUUCUGUCUGUGACUUGGCACUGCUACUCAGUUGUAAGAAUUUGGGGUGAAUGGAAGCACUGGAUUCUGUCCUGAAUUCACAGAAAGAACUAUAGUAUCUCCAGCACUGUCUUUGUCCUAUUACAAUAAGGCUCUAUGAAAACAGGCAAGCCUGCUCGUUUAAAAUGGAACUGUUUACUUUUAUUACUACUUAUGUAUGCUGAUCUCUUGCCAGUCAUCUGCUGGAGUGCUUGGAAUAAUUUGAAACAAUAGGCAAUAUUUAUUUCUAGCUUUGUGUGUCAUGCUUUGCAGCGGCACUUUUAAUUUGCACAUUAUUAUUUGUUGAAACUUCUGGGAAGCUUUACCAGGGACUGAACCAAACUAGUUAUGGAUUAGAAUGGAUUUAAUGUAUGUCUUUGAUUGGCUAAAAACUCUGAGGAAACCCACAGUGUUUGUCUUGGCCGUAGCAUUGAGGGGUAUAUUUAGCACUCAGCUUACCCCCACAGCACAACAAACAAUGUGAUGUGGAUAUGCGGUCAGUAGAUCAAACUGGAGGAUGCUCAGGCAGGGCACUGCUUUCUUCUGCAAUCUGCAAGACCCCAAAACAUUUGCAGAAGAUCGUAAGGAAUCUUUCAAUCCCCUGAAAUCAUUGUUUUCCAGGAUAACAUUUCACUUUAAAAGGAGCAUCUCUGCAAGAGACAUGAACAUAACUGUUUUUUAUGUGUGUAGAACAAAAGAAGAGUAUGACUGUGAACUGAAUGAUAAUGUAUCAGAGUACAGUAUAACUGGAAUUCAUUGUAAUGGAUAAAACCUCAUAAGAACUUAAUUAAAGAAGACAGAACCAUGUAUCUACUGAGAUUCAGCUAUGGAAGAGAGUCUGUGAUGGAUUACAACUUCAGCAAACUCUAACUCAAAAAGAACAAUGACAACCAAGAGAUUUAAACCAGAUUUUUCAAUGUACUUCAAAGGAGCUGGAUCUUGUUGUUUGGAGGUUUUUUAAUACUUUAACUCCCUCUGCUGUUAUUACUGAGAAGUUCUUCAACAAUGGGAAAUCAUGUACUGGCAGCUUCCAUUUCCAUGUUAUCCCUUCUGGCAAUAAUGGGAGAUACAGACAGUAAAACAGACAGUUCAUUCAUGAUUGACUCUGACCCAGGUCGCUGUAUGAGGCACCAUUAUGUCGAUUCGAUCAGUCAUCCAUUGUACAAGUGCAGCUCUAAGAUGGUGCUCCUGGCUCGCUGCGAGGGUCGUUGCAGUCAGACUUCACGCUCUGAGCCAAUGGUCUCCUUCAGCACAGUCUUGAAGCAGCCUUUCCGUUCUACUUGUCACUGCUGCCGGCCCCAGACCUCCAAGCUGAAGGCAAUGCGAUUACGCUGCUCUGGUGGCAUGCGGCUUACCGCCACCUACCGCUACAUCCUCUCCUGCCACUGUGAAGAGUGCAACUCCUAGGGAUGCACCCACUGCAGCAGGGAGAAGGGGACACUGAUGUGUGGAAAGACAACCUUCACUAAGGUGUUCUUACGAGGACACUAUUUCAGUGUUAUAACUUCCAGGGCUAAUCAAGCUAGAAUGGUUUGGGAAACAAAUAAAUUCUCCUACUUGUCUGUGCUGGAACCCCAAGGAUUUAUUUUCAGGAGCCUUUCUUUUUCCUGGGAGGAUAUUUUAGGGGCAUUUUUUCAGACUUCACCUUUCUUUUGCUCUAAGCACAGAGACCUGAUUCUAAUUUUCUGCCAGUGAACAAUAAGGACAAAGAAAGAGAGCAGUGGGUGUCAGUAUGAUGGAGACACUGUUCUAGAAGAGCCCAGGAGGAGUAUGGACCUCAAUUACUAUGCACACAUCCUUAUUCUAUCAUUUUAUUCUCCAUCUCUUACUUACAUUUCUCUUCAAAAUAAACUGUGCUGUUGAUAAAGCCUAUACAUUACUGAUCCAGCAAACAAGUGCUGGAUAACAUUGAUGAUGGUUUAGCUGAAGUUACAAUAAAUAAUUGAAAAGUGAACUUGAUAUCUAAUGUAGCAUUGGGAUUUUCCUGCCCUAGGCAGUUGAAAUGAGUAUUGCAUCAAAACUCAAUGGUUGAAUGACUCUAACAGAGUAAAAGGUCAUGUAGUUCAUCCCUCUUUUCAGCUAGCAUUGUAGGGUUUAUUGUUACUCAAAGUGUGAAUGUCACAACAGCCACUAUAUAAGUACUGGAAACAAAUCACAGGUUUAAAAUUAAAAUUCAAUACUUUUGAACUGAGUCUUUUCUUAGUCAUGGUUGGCCUUAUGUUACAUAGAGCCCAGAGCUGUCAGGAUAACAACAAUCAUACAUAGUACUGACUUUCAUUCCUAGAUCUCAGAAUAUCACCAGCAUGAGUAAUGUAUCACUAAUCCCUCUUUUAAAAAUAGGGAAUCUGAGUUACAGGGAAAUUAACUGACCUGUCCUCAGUCUCACUAAAUCAAUGUUGUGCAUGCUACCUAGAGGACUGCUUCUCUCCAGUAAGAAGAUUGGGUCAAAAAUAGUCUUUCCUUCUAGGACCAUUGCUGUAGAAGGACAUAGGGCUAGCUUAUGAGUGACUGCAUGUGACAAUAGAGUUUAAAAAACCAGAGACUCCAAACUACAUAUUGCUUUAUUUAUGCUUAGAGCCUGGCCCUGCUCUGAAACACACAGCUUUUGGAUGGUCCGGUUGAACAACCAAUAGUCAAAGCUGCCUAUGACCUGGAAGCUGUAUUAGCUGAUAUGAGCAUUAAUGCCUCUUACGGAUGAUCUAAUCAAUAAAGGAGUCACCCUGCUAUAGAAUACUUUUCAAAGCCGUUCCAUAUAGGAAAGUAAUGGAGUCAAAGGAGAAAUAGAGGGCUCACAGGAGCAUCUCUCAGGGCACUGAAUGCCAGGUUCAGUCCAGGUUGAGGCUCUCCCCUCUAACCACGUGGAAUAUUGUUUAAGUUCAAUAGUUACUUCAAUAGUAUGCUGGAGUAAGUCUCCUGAACAGUGAUGAACAGGAGAGGCAGUGGAGGAACAGGGGAGUGGGUAGACAAGCCCAACAUUCAUCUCAGCUACUGAGUGGUAUCUAACGUAUCUUGGAAAAUUGUCAUAUGUAGGGACUAGGAUUUUGAUAGUGAGCUCAUACAGUUUCCAUUGAGCAUGCUCAAGGAGUACCCAGGUUCUAUUUAUCUGAUGUACAGGAGUAGAUAAAGCAGCCUAAAACUUGGGAGGGAAGAAUUAUGUUGUAUAUAGACAUUACUAUAGGCAGCUAGGCAGAGUCAAAAUCCUUUGUCAGAGUCAAAAUCCUUUGUCACUUCCUCCCCCUGAGUAAUAUGGGGAAUGAAAACAAGAAGGAAACAUAGACAGUGCUCCUCAGCUGAAUUCUGGAGCCGGAUGUCACUUAGUCGAAUAAAAAAACUAACUGGGUCAAAUGCACGUAUAAACCCUGGUUGGUGAGGGGCCCAACUGACUGAAAGGAAUAGCUUCUGUCAGCAGGAUAAUGUCUUACCAUUGUUGGCCAGUUCUAAAUGAGAAAACUUCUGUGGACAAACAAGAAAGAGUGAAUCAAAUUGUUAUAAGGUAUAGAGCUCAUAUUAAAAUGCCAGUGCCAUGACUGAACAACUACAAUGAGAUCAUUGGACAUCAUUCAUUGUUUCAUUCUGACUGUCAUGCAUUUCAUGUCUGGUGAAUGGUUUGAGCAUGAGAGAGAGAGAAAUGAGAGUAUACUGAGCAUUAUCACUUCAUUAAUUUAUACCAAAGAACAUUUGUCUGUGCCUUUUUUAUUAAGGUUCGAGUUGAUAUUCUAGAGGUCUCUUUUAUCUAAAAGAAGAUCAUGUCCUCUAUUGAUUAUACAGACAAUUCUCUUAACUAUUUAAACAUUAAUCAUCGGAAGUAUAAGGGUUGCCCGUAAAAACUUUCUGGUGUUACUUUCAAUAAAUUAAUAUCAUCGUGUCAA
Molecule: messenger RNA, 3980 nt
Organism: Alligator mississippiensis (American alligator)
Lineage: Eukaryota; Metazoa; Chordata; Crocodylia; Alligatoridae
Gene: NDP
Product: norrin cystine knot growth factor NDP
Exons: 3
Coding region: 1117-1518 (133 amino acids)
Biological process (GO): Wnt signaling pathway
Source: RefSeq, a predicted model, not a curated record